AUGGAAAACCAAAACCAGAACACGGCGGCGAGAAAACCCAGAUUCAUGUGCCUUCAUGGCUUUCGAACAAGUGGAGACAUAAUGAAGAAACAGAUACAUAAGUGGCCACAGAAUGUUCUAGACAAACUCGAUCUUGUUUUCGUCGAUGCUCCUUUUCCCUGCACAGGAAAAUCCGAUGUCGAAGGAAUUUUCGAUCCUCCUUAUUACGAGUGGUUCCAGUUCAACAAGGAAUUUACAGAGUACACCAACUUUGAUGAGUGUUUACAAUUCAUUGAGGAUUACAUGAUCAAACAUGGACCGUUUGAUGGUCUUCUUGGAUUCUCACAGGGGGCGAUACUAUCAGGUGCACUGCCGGGUCUUCAGGAGAAGGGUGUGGCAUUGACGAAGGUUCCGAAAGUGAAAUUCCUUAUGAUAAUAGGAGGGGCUAAGUUUUUGGCACCUUCGGUGGCAGAGAAAGCAUAUUCUUCACCAAUUGGUUGCACCUCUCUUCAUUUUAUAGGAGAGAAUGAUUUUUUAAAGCAGCAUGGAAAAGAACUCAUAGAAUCAUGUGUUGAACCUGUAGUAAUUCAUCAUCCAAAAGGACACACAGUACCAAGAUUGGAUGAUAAAAGCUUGAAUAUCAUGAUAGACUUCAUCGAAAGAAUUCAAAAGGAUAUAUCUAAAAUCAAGGAAUGA
Messenger RNA from Lathyrus sativus (Indian pea), 675 nucleotides. NCBI's taxonomy places the organism in Eukaryota, Viridiplantae, Streptophyta, Magnoliopsida, Fabales, Fabaceae. The record is from the annotation of a GenBank genome assembly.